UUUGAUUGACAAAAGCAGGUGCAGCAGCAACAGCUACGUUUUAAAUGCAACACUGCAAGUCAUCCUUUACAAAUGUUGUUGUCGGUAUCUUAGUGCUAAUGUAUAUGGUGCAUUAUAACGAGUGCACAACUGUGUGACCAGUAGGCGUGGAUUUUCAGCUGACAUACGUUUGAAGCGAGGAUGAGUAUCGAGGUGGAAAGGAAGUUUUUGUGCAGUGCAGACACGCUGAAAAUCCUGCAAGAAAUUGGAGUUUGUGCCUGUCAGCGCCAGUUUCACGACCAGUACUUUGACACACCACAAUUUCACCUCACUUUAAGAGACGUGUGGCUGCGCAAACGCAAAGGAUGCUGGGAGCUGAAGUGUCCGGUUGCAAGAGUGACAGGAGCGGAGGAGACACAAUCUGAAGCAUCCGCGCUAUGUAGUCGCUACAAAGAGAUAACCAAUUUAAGGGAUAUUAAGAUGAAGCUGAUGGAGGUAUUAAAGGAUAUUUGCAAAGAUGUGACCAGCCUGGAACAGACGUCCUGCUGUGUGACUGAGAGCUGUCGACAUGAGAUGGACUCUGAACAAGACAAGUGUUGGGUGAGAAGCAUGAAUCUUGUCAUCUUUGCAGAGUUUACCACAGUGAGGUGGACGUUCACUUUAGAAGAGGAUGGCGUGCAGGUAGAUCUCGAUGAAGCAGAUUUUGGCUACCGUGUGGGAGAGAUAGAGGUCCUCAUACCAGAGGGAGGAGAUAUGCGGGCCGCCUUGGACAAGAUUGAAAGAACAGCAAAGAAACUUGGUUUGACUGGAGAUCAGCGCAUUGAUGGGAAAAUGUCUGUUUAUCUUAAAAUAAACCACCCAGAGCACUACGAAAGACUAAUGAGGGAACACAUUUUGUGAAAGACUCAUCACGCUUUCAUACUGGUUGUCUUCAACGAGGGUCCUUGUCCAAUCCAGCUCAGAUGAGGGAAGAGCAUUCCUUUUCAAUGCAAUUAAGUGGAUAUAUUGUUCCUUUGCCAGGCAACACCAGCACCCGUUGGGGGAACCUUACCUGUGACAAUACAAUCAAUGCAACAAGGUAGUUAGCAGCACGGGAAUUGUUUAUCGUAUUAUUUAUCAAUAAAUUAGGAAGAAGCCAUUAAAUGUACACAGACUUUG
Molecule: messenger RNA, 1137 nt
Organism: Nerophis lumbriciformis (worm pipefish)
Lineage: Eukaryota; Metazoa; Chordata; Actinopteri; Syngnathiformes; Syngnathidae
Gene: thtpa
Product: thiamine triphosphatase
Biological process (GO): dephosphorylation; thiamine diphosphate metabolic process
Molecular function (GO): thiamine triphosphate phosphatase activity; magnesium ion binding
Source: RefSeq, a predicted model, not a curated record